Molecule: messenger RNA, 1773 nt
Organism: Hypoxylon fragiforme
Lineage: Eukaryota; Fungi; Ascomycota; Sordariomycetes; Xylariales; Hypoxylaceae
Product: MFS general substrate transporter
Exons: 7
Coding region: 1-1773 (590 amino acids)
Biological process (GO): transmembrane transport
Molecular function (GO): transmembrane transporter activity
Source: RefSeq, a predicted model, not a curated record
AUGGCUUCGGAUAGUAAUGGCGAGAAGAAGACGGCGGAUGUUGAAGCAGAACAUCUCGAGCACCCGAAUCACCACAACUAUCAUCAGCAUCAGCAGAUCCUCUCGAUCGAAGAGGAAGCUGUUCAGGAUGCCGUCCACAUUGAUCUGAGUUGGCGAUCAUGGCUCGUUGUCGCCAUAUGUACAUUCGCCAACAUGGGCCAAAUCUUCGUCGUCACCGGCGCCGGCUCCGUGAUCGCCUUCAUCAUCCGCGACCUCGGCGGGAGCCCGCUGUCCGGCUGGAUCAUCCAGGGUCCCCUGCUGAUGCAGAGCGUGCUGUCGCCAGUCCUAGGUCGCUUAUCCGACGUGCUCGACCGCAAGUACGUCGCGACGAUCCCGCCGCUCAUCGCGUUCGUCGGCGCCAUCGUAUCCGCCCGCGCGGACUCCAUGUCCGCUUUGGCGGGCGGAGGCAUCUUGAUCGGGGCGACGCUGUGCACGGUUUCGGUUAUCCAUGCGAUUCCGUCGGAGAUCUUGCCGUUGAAAUACCGUGCCCUUGCGAACGGUAUACUAGCCGUGGCCGGAUCAUGCUCGGGACUCAUGGCCCAACUCAGCACCGGCGCCCUCACAAACCUCGGCACAGGCGGGUGGCGCAACAUCUUCUGGAUGCAAGCCGGCUUCCACGGGCUGACCGCCGUCGGGCUCUUCCUCUUCUACUGGCCGCCGCGCAGCGCCGAGUCGCGCGCCAUAAAACUAAAAGAUCUGUUCUGGGCCUGCGACCCUAUCGGCUCGUUCCUGUUCAUGGGCAGCACGGCGCUGAUGCUGCUGGCUCUGAACUGGGCGGGCGGGGCAUAUAAGUGGAGCGACGCGCAUGUUGCGGCGCCGCUGAGUGUUGGGCUUGCGAUGUUGCUUUGCUUUGGGCUUUAUGAGUGGAAAUUCCGCGACGACGGGCUCAUCGCGCACAUCUUCUUCAAGCACAACGCCAACUUCGCGUAUGCCAUGUUCGCCUUCGCCGUCGAGGGCUGGGUCUUCUACAGCGCCGUUAACUCCGUCGUGCCCCAGAUCGUCCUACACCUCGGCUUCGCGCCCGACUCCUUUAGCAUCGCUGUGCGCCAGCUCAGCUUCCAGCUGCCGCUCAUGGCCACCUCCGUCUUCGUCACCUGGUACGCGACGCAUUUCAAGGACCUGCAGUCGCCGCUUCUGGUCACGUUUACGUGUUUCUUUGCCGUAUGCAUCUGCUACUCCCUCAUCCGCCCCUCCUGGGAGCGCGGCCAACUCGCCAUCAACGUCUUCGCCGGCAUCGGGCAAGGCGGUCCCUUAACCCUCCUCCCCGCCGCCAUCCAGUUCACCGCCCCGCACGCCUACCUCUCCACUGCCACCGGGCUCUCCUUCUCGGCCCGCGCCGUCGGCGGCGCCUUCGGGUCCGCCGCGCUAAACGCCAUCAUGAACGGGCGGCUUAGCAGCAACUACGCGUCUGGCGUCGGCGGUGCCGCUGUCAAUGCCGGUUUACCGAACGACAGCGUCCCGGCUUUGAUUGCAGCGCUCGAGGCGGGGAAGCUGUUCACGGCGAAUAUUCCGGGUGCGACGGUGGAUAUCUUGAAUGCGGCGAGUGCGGCAAGCAAGGAGGAGUAUGCGCAUGCUUAUAGAUUGGCUUGGGCGAGUAUUAUUCCUUUUGUGGUUCUCGCUUUGGUUGGCGUGGGGUUGCUGAAGAGCAUGAGGGCACUUAUGACGGAGAAGGUGGAGGCUACGGUGGAGAGGGUUCAGCCGGUAGAGGGGAAGAAGGGGGAGGAAGCUGCAUAG